Molecule: messenger RNA, 5851 nt
Organism: Drosophila grimshawi
Lineage: Eukaryota; Metazoa; Arthropoda; Insecta; Diptera; Drosophilidae
Gene: eIF4G1
Product: eukaryotic translation initiation factor 4 gamma 3
Exons: 16
Coding region: 407-5539 (1710 amino acids)
Cellular component (GO): eukaryotic translation initiation factor 4F complex
Molecular function (GO): protein binding; mRNA binding; translation initiation factor activity
Source: RefSeq, a predicted model, not a curated record
AUGUUACCAUUCCUAAGCAGCACAUUGCAUGUGGAAUGAAAUUGAUAUAAAAUUUGUUUUUGGAAAUAAACAUAAAGAAAGUCGAGUAUAGCUUAGUUAACGACUGUGCAAGUAUAGUGAAGUGCGGCAAUUGUUUUCUGUUGUAUUGUAUAUAAUUGCUAGCUAAUAUAUACAUAUAUAUAUAUAUAUAUACUGGUCUCGAAUGCUCCAGGUUGGCUUUUUAUUUACAACUUACGAGAAUUGCUUCGCAGAAAUUUUUUAUACAAUAAAACUAAACUUUUGCAGAAGAAGAAUCCGAUGGUUGUGUGACGGAUUCGACGCGGGUCAAAAAUAGCCCAAAACGGGGAAAAGCAACCGUUUGACGUUUGACAAACGCUUAACCGUAAACUAGAUCGGUCCUUUCGUAAUGCAACCAGCUGCUUCAGCACUAUCAACACAAUCUGAUAUCGCUAAAAACAUGCAGCCCCAAAAUUUGUAUGUGUCAUCGGGCAAUAACAGUGCUGGCAACACCCGUUCAAAUCAACAGAGUGGAAUAUUUCGGGGACCGCCGCCGACUGCGAAUGCGCCACGUGGCACGGGCGCCGGGGGACCUCGCCACCUGCACAUGCCGGCAAUGUAUCCGAAUGUGGUGCUGCAACAGUACUCACAAUAUGGCCAGCGACAGCCGACGUUCCAAACGCCACACAUACAAUAUGGACCUGCGCCCAUUCCCUACUAUCCGUAUCAAUAUCUGCCGUCGCUGCAGCAACAGCCUCCGCCGCCGCCACAGCAUUCGCGCAGCGGUGUUGCCACAAACGCUAGUGUCAACAUCGGUGGCAACACGAUGCCUGUGCAGACCGGCCCAAAUGGACAGCUGGCUGGUCCCGGGGCUACAACGUCCCAACUGCAGCUGCUCACGGGCAGUGUUCAGACCGGCGCGAAUACCGUAAUUGGCGUUGGCGCCACUGGUAGCGGGCAGGUCGGUGUACCACCAAUGGUUAGUGUUAUGCCACCGAAUGUGGCACAACAGCCGGUACAAGUGGUGGCACCGGCGAGUAGGCGUCGCCAUCAACACCGUUUGCAGAUCAUUCAUCCCGAAACGAAAAAGAAUAUUCUCGAUGAGCUGGAUAAGAGCAAUUCGAAUGUGGACAAUGAGUACCAGGAGCAACAAGGAGGCGCUGUUGUUGGAACAACAGUAACUACGACAACAGCCGCCGUUGUCCAACCAAACCCAGAUGUCCCAAUCUGCAUUUCCCAGCCAGAUGCUGCUAGCAUCUGUCUAGCGAAUAACAUGCUAAUUCAAGGCCCGGACUCAAGGGCCAAUGCCCAGUUCAAAUUAGAUCAAAUUCCCGCUCACCGGCCAGAUAUUAUAAUGGGUCAGACCCCAGUGGUCUCAGCGAUGUCGGAUGCCCCAUCUGUAGAAAUAUUGCCGACGCCCCAGAAGACCAAGAGUAAAAAAAUCCCUAUAGUCUCUCCAAAAGAUAUCUCUGAUUCAUCUACAGCUUUUUCAUCUGUCAAAUUGGAUGAUGCAGAAGCAGCGAAAGCAAACGUUAAAGCGACUGUCGAGAUUAAUCAACAGAUACAAACGGACUCUGUGCUACAGCAAAAGAAUCAGUUAAACUUGGCACAUCCACAAGCGAUACAGCAACAGUCACAGAUACACAUACAGCAGCAACAUUCUCAGUACAUGGCGCAUGUGGCAACUCCAACGCCUGAAUUUGAGCACGCUGUGGAUGACGCUUCUGUGUCAUCGUCGCAGAGCGAACUAUUCACAAAUUGUCCACUACAAAAUAUCGAGGCUGAGCCAGAGACAACCGUAGAUAUUGCAAAGAUUGCAACAGCAGCCCAAACCCAAACCAAUGUAGAAGUCUCAUCUGAAGGCGAAUCGACUGCUAUGCAAAUAGUGGAUCAAAGCAGCGAAAUUGAGGCAGCAGAGUCGCCUGCGGCUGUUGCACUUACACCAACAGCACAUAGCACACACGAGAGCACCCCAGAUGAGACUGAUCGAGCCGGGAAUACACAAUUCAAUGAAGCGCCUAUAAAGGCCAAUGAUAAUGUUGAUAUCGGAGUUGACACCUCCAUGCACAGUAAACAACUGGCUACAAAUAACACAAUGGAUGGAACAGAACAGGAAGUAAAACAAGAACAAGAACAAGAACAAGACCUGGAGCUGGAGCUGGAGCUGGAGCUUAAGGAAUCAGUGGGAGAUGGAAAGGAGCCUAGAUCAAAGACAGUUGAACAACAAACUGCCACCUCACCACCAACUGCUGCCAUAGAAACAGAUCCGAUCUCAUCGCUAAUCAAUUACAACGAUGGUCAAUGGUCUCCGAGUAAUCCGAGUGGCAAGAAGCAAUAUGAUCGCCAGCAAUUGUUGCAGUUGCGCGAGGCAAAAGCAUCCCGCGUGCAGCCCGAGGUGAAGAACGUGGCGAUCUUGCCACAUCCGAAUCUGAUGCCAACAUUUAUGCGCAACAUCAACAACAAUAACAAUAAGCGUGUCCAGUCGAUGGUGGGCAUGAUUGGUAGUAAUCGCAACAGUGAUGCGUCCAGCAAUUUCGUGGGCAAACAGGUGUCCAUGUCCGGGGUGCAGGGCGGCGGCCGUAGCAGCAUGAAGGGCAUGAUCCAUGUGAAUCUAUCGCUGAACCAGGACGUCAAACUCAACGAGACGGAGAAUGCGUGGCGGCCACGACUGACCAACAAAGCGGAAACGGAUGCCAGCUCCGAUGGCAAGUCCGUUCACGAGAAAGAUGAACUUGUGCGUCGCGUGCGUGGAAUUCUAAAUAAACUAACGCCAGAGAGAUUUGAUACACUCGUCGAGGAGAUAGUCAAACUGAAGAUUGAUACGCCAGAUAAGAUGGACGAAGUGAUUGUGCUUGUCUUCGAGAAAGCGAUCGAUGAGCCAAAUUUCUCCGUUUCCUAUGCGCGACUGUGCCAUCGUCUGAUUAGCGAGGUGAAGGCACGCGAUGAACGCAUGGAGAGUGGCACCAAAUCCAAUCUGCAACACUUCCGCAAUGCACUUCUCGACAAAACGGAGAAGGAGUUUACCCAGAAUGUGUCCCAGGGUGCUGCGAAGGAGAAGAAAUUGCAGCCCAUUGUGGAGAAGAUCAAAAAGUGUACAGAUCCAAAUGAAAAAGCUGAGAUCGAAGCUCUCCUUGAGGAGGAGGAGCGCAAGAUACGGCGUCGCUCUGGCGGCACAGUGCGAUUCAUUGGCGAACUCUUUAAAAUCUCCAUGUUAACUGGUAAAAUCAUUUACUCUUGCAUCGAUACACUGCUAAAUCCGCAUUCGGAGGACAUGCUCGAAUGCCUGUGCAAGCUGCUCACAACGGUGGGUGCAAAGUUCGAGCAAACACCAGUGAUAACCAGGGAGCCGAGUCGCUGCUACUCACUGGAUAAGCCCAUAACCCGCAUGCAGGCGAUUGCCUCGCGAACUGACAAGGAUGGUGCUAAAGUCAGUUCCCGUGUCCGAUUCAUGCUGCAGGAUGUCAUCGAUUUGCGCAAGAACAAGUGGCAAUCGGCGCGCAAUGAGGCGCCCAAAACGAUGGGCCAGAUCGAGAAGGAGGCCAAAAAUGAGCAGCUGUCCGCGCAAUACAUGAACUACAGCGGCUCCCUGUCCACAUCCAGUUCGAAUGGACCCCAGUCGGGUGCCGGCAAGCGGGAUGAACGCACUGGCGGCGCUCGCUAUAGCGAUUCUCGUUCCGCCGGAUACGGUGGCAGUCACAGUCAGCGCGGCGAUGGUAGCAACAAUGUGCGCCACCAGCAACCGAACAGCGGCGGUAGUGGCAACAGUGGCAACAGUGGCGGCGGCACCAAUGCCAACUCCAAUGGCAACAAUGACGAUAACACGUGGCACGUCCAGACCAGCAAAGGCGGCCGCUCCCAGGCGGUGGAUACCAAUAAACUGGAGGGUUUGUCAUUACAGCUCAAUCAAAAUUUGGAUACGAAAAAGAUGGGCGGACUUAAUCAAUUUAUUUGGAAUCACACUACAAAUAGACAAUCCUCGACGCCAACGACAACACCUUCUAAUUCAUUUGCCGUGCUCUCAUCGUUAAACGAUAAGAACAGCAUUGAUCGAGAUCGGGAUCGUGAUCGCGACCGUAGUGGGCCCCGCAACAAGAGCUCAUUUAACAAGGGUUCCAUGGAGCGUGAUCGUUAUGGAGAUCGAGGCAUACAUUCGCGAACGGGAUCGUCGCAAGGAUCGCGCGAGAACUCCUCGUCGCGCGUUGGUCAAAAUCAACAGGGUCGCGGCAUGAUGAACGCUUCAUUACAAAAAUCUGCUAGUCACUCAAAAUACACCCAACAGGCGCAGCCAAGCCGACUUUCCAACAAGGCUAUGGGUUCUUCCAUGAACAGCUCGACCGCUGGUGUUGGCGGCAUUUACCGAGGCGGCGAUCAGCAGCAGCAGCAGCCACCUUCCAGCUCUGCUACACCGCCUGCGAAAAGCUUAGCGCCACAGACGAUGUACAUCAAGCCCCAAGAUAAUGAUAUUAAGCUGUUUAAGACAGUCGUCACGGAUAUCAUUGAUCAGGAGUCGGCCUCGAAAUCUGUCACUCCAACGGUUGUCGAAUGCAUCAAGCGAAUACCAGAGCCACAGCGUUGCGGCUUCAUGUACUAUAUAUUAACUGAUUAUUUGCAUUUAUCGAAGGUGGGCAAACAGUACAGGAGAUACCUGGCCAUCACAAUUGCCCACCUCAUACAGCAGAACUACAUGUCUGUGGACCAUUUUAAGCUGGCGUACAGGGAGUUUAGCGUGUUUGCCCACGAUUUACUUGUUGAUGUUCCUGAAAUGUGGCUUUAUAUUUUCCAAUUUGCUGGUCCAUUAAUAGUCAAGAAAGUGUUGACUGUGUCAGAUCUGUGGAACAACAAUUUAAGAGACCACCACAUGGGUAAACAGUUCCUUAAAGCCUACUUGACAUAUUGUACGAGGGAAGUGGGACCGAACUUCACCCGCAGCAUGUGGAAGAAAUUUAACAUGCACUGGUCCGAUUUUAUGCCCGAAAGCGAAGCUAUCGCCUUUAUUGAAUCGAAUAGAUUAGAGUAUGUGGAGAAUGAGUCGAAGGCGCCAGUGAUUGAAGACCGCGAGUCACCUGAAAAGCAUGUAAAAAAUGUGAUAGAUCAUAUUGAGCACCUGCUGAAGGAAGGAGCAACUGCAGAUUGCAUAAUUGAUUAUUGCAAUGGCAACAUUGUCUUGCCCGAUAAGCUAUUUAUCAGAGGCCUGACAACGAUUUUAAGCAACUUCGCAAUUGUCUACAAGGAUAAUGAUAUAAGCUAUAAGCUGGAGCCCGAAGUUUUUCAGAAGAUUUGCAUACCAGUUUUUCAGCGCUACAUUGAUUCCAAUGAAGACCUUCAGCUCGAGUGUUUGUAUGGAGUACAACUACUUGUUCACGGCUACGAACAUCCGAGAGGGUUGUUGAAUGAACUCUUCGGUGAGCUUUACGAUGGCUUUGUAAUACACAAGGAGUCACUCUACAAAUGGCGCGAUUCAAAGGAUCAGUCAGCUGGCAAAGGUGUGGCUGUGAAGAGUCUUAAUACCUUCUUUAACUCAUUAAAUGAUGAUGUCAAUUAAAUCGUCAUUAUACUUGUAGAGCUGACAGAAAUAGUGAGUUAGGGCAAAAGAAAACAACACAACUAAUUAAAAACAAAAGAAAACAAAACAAUUGCACUUUGAAGCAGAACAUAAUAUACUUUCAUAUAUAAUAAGAAAGAAAUGUGAAGAUCGGGUGUUAGAACCAGAGAAAAUAUAUUCUACUACAAUAUAUGUAUGCAUAUAAGCUACUUUGCGCGAUCUUACACUACGAUAUAUAUGCAAUAAUAAGUUAGUAUAUAAACAACUGUGUAUGCAUGUAUGUACUAUGAAAUAAAGCAAACCUGAAGGAAA